AUGCUAGCAAAUAAAAAUUAAAGACCUUCAGGUUAUAACUAGUCUGCUAUAAAUUCUUAUUUAUAACCCUAUUAGCAGUACACUUCUGCUAAUCAAAACAACCUAAGCUCUUAAUUACAAUAAAAAGAUAAUAAUAGAGGAAGUCUCUAAAAGGCGAUAUCUCCAACAAGAAAUUCAACACACAAACAGUAUUCUUCUUUUAAGUAGAAUUAGAAGAAUUAAAGUCAUAAUAGUUUCAAGGAAGAUACUAGUGUAAACAGUAAAAUUGGUACUUCGUCUUCUUUAUUAAAAAAUGGAAAUGGGAUCAUAGGAGGCGGUUAAUAUGAUGUAAAUAAAUCUAAAGGUGAAAAUUCUUUAUCACCGUGCAUAAAAUCUACAAAUUUAUAAAAGAAUGGGUUAUUAUCACCAUAAUUAAUGAAAUAGUCAACAUAAAAUUUAUCUUAUUUGAUAAAUAAAAACAAGGAAUCUAAAUCAACAGAACCAUAAACAAGUUAAAGCUACUUAAAAGACACUCAAUAAAAAUAAAUUCAAAAAAUAGAUCACAGUAACAUGUACCAAACACCUUAAUCAUUAUCUAAAACUAAUAUUUAAUCUGGAAAUAAUGAAAUCGGAUUACAAUCUUAAUAAUAAUACACUCAAUCAUAGAACUAAGCUUCUAUCUAUAAAAAUACUUAAAAUUCACCCAAUACUACCUAUGGUAAUAUUGUUAACAAUAAUCUUUAGACUCCAUCAAAUUAUAAUAAGAAUAUUUGCACAAUAAAUCUGUGUGACAAACAAGAUUUAUUUUAAAAUAUAAAUUUAGCAUGCAAUACGAACAAUAAAAGCAUAAAUGAUAUCAAUAAUAAGUUAGAAUUGAGUUCAAAUAAUCCUUAAAGAUCUCCUUCUACUUAUUAAUAAAGUAAUAGUAAUAAUAAUUAAAGUAGCAACAAAAUUCUGAUUCAGCCUAUAUCAAAAUAAUCUUCAGCAAUUAAUACAGAGAAUGGUUUGCUAAAAUCAAAUUAAUUACAGUAAAUGUAGUCUUCAAAGAAUUAUUUUGGUUAUUUAAGAAGUGGAUCUCAAUAAUAACAGAAUUAAAGUUCUGUAAGAAAUGUUUUGUAAUAGCAAUAAAGUAAUAGCUCUGAUGCUAAAUUUAAUUUACAAUAAAAAACUAAAUACAUUGAUUUAUAAUCAACUAUUUAAUCAAAAAAAUAAGGCUCUCAAUUAUAAUAUUAGCAUCAAUAAUUAACUUAGCAAUAACAAAUACAGUAGAUAUAAUCAUACUUAAAUUAAUCAAACAAAACUGAUCAAUCGUCUUAGAACCCUUUUAAUAACAUGUCUAACAAUUCUAUACUUUUAUCAAAAAGUUCUUAAAAUGGGUUUGGUAGUAUUGUAAGUAAUUAACAUAAUAUAAUUACAAGUAGCCAAGAAAGUGACAAAGACCAUAAUAUAAAAAAGCUAAAUAAUCCACUAACCUCUAACUCGGUCACUUCAAGUAAAUCUAGUAUGAAUGCAAAUCCAAUAAGCUAUCUAUAGAAAUAAGAUUCUAAUCAUUAAAAAAGUGGAAUUUAAGUUCAGUUAACAGAAAGUAGAAGCUUAGAUUAAGUUUUUAGUGGAAGUGAUUCUCAAAAAAGACUCAACGUUACAUCAGUAAAUCAUGAACAGUAAUCACCAACAAUUGUACAACUGAAGUGCGAUAUGCAGUAAAAAUCUUCAUCUUUAAGCCCUUAUAGAGAAUCUAGAUAAUAAAUAAAUGUUUUAUAAGAAUGUGACUCUAACACAAAUUAGAUAUGUUAAGUCUGUAAAACUAAAAAAGCAAAUUACUAAAUUAAUAUAUCAGAUAUAUCAAAAUAGUAUUUCUGCUCUAAGUGCAGCAUAGAAUAAUCAAAAUUCAACUCUAAUUCAUCUAACCCAAUAACAAAUAAUUCUAUAAGUACAGGUAUAGGUGGUAGUGCAGCAGAAUCUUACUUAUCACCUCAAAAAAUAAAUAUUACUUCUACACCUAUCAAUUUAUAAACAAUAGAUCUCAGAACCGAUCUUAAUAAUCAUUCACCAGCAACAAGCUUAUAAAAUGAGUCUACCAAAAAAGGAUAGACAGACUAAUUGCAUCAAUUCUAAAAUUUUGCUAAUAUAAAGACAACAAAUUAUAUAAAUUAAGUAAUACCACUAGAAUAAAAAUCUUCUGAAUUUUAAAUCCCAUAAUCUUCUCAAUAUAUAAAUAGUAAAAUAGAUAUUAAAUAGAUUGCAGAUAUACCUUCAUAUACUCCUUUAAAAGCUAUAAAUGCAAAUAAUUAAGUAAAUUAAAAGCAAAUUACAAAUAAUGAUUAAAUUUCAUAGUAAUUAUAAAAGCCUAAUCAAUAAAUUUUAUAAUAAUCCAACACUCAUAACUUAAAUUAGCCAAUAUUAAAUGGUUAUACUUAAGACUUUUAAAGUAGUAAUUAAUAACCUAUUUCUUAAGCUCUCAGUGAAUUUAAAUCUUAGAUUGCACAAACAUUUGACACUGUUUAAUCUUUAACUUCAUAAAAUAGUAAUUUUUCGUUAUAAGAUGUACAAAAUAAUUAAAACCCUUAAGUUAACAAUAAUUAAAAUGUUUUAUUUGAUAAGCAGAGUUAAGUCUCAAAUAAUUAUUAAUCAAAUGAGUUAAAUAAAUUUUAAUCUCCUAUUUAUCAAAUUAAUGACUUUAUGGGUGAAGAAGAAAAAAUAAAAAGAUAAAAGCUAAAUGAUUUUCAAGCCAAAUUAUUUAGAAUAAAAAAUGAUUUUGAUUAGUUAUAAAAACAAUUUUAUGAAAAAAACGAUUCGCUGAUAUAGGAAUAUCAUAAGAAUAUAGAAAGCGUUGAUUACAUUUAAAAGUCUCUUGUCAAUGUCAUUGAAGAAGUUGCUUCACGAUAAAAAGAAGUUUUACUUAAUAAUUUCAACGAUAAUUUAGCAAAAUAUAAAAAUAGCAAGUUUGAGAUUUAAUAAAUAUUAAAUUACCUGAAUUGUACUGAGAAUGACUUGAUGAGCAAUUUUGAUUCUAUAUUAAGAGAUAUGGAUAUUGAUAGUUUAGAUGAUAUUAUUGGCCAAUAUAAUUUGAUAAUUUAGUAGUAUGAAGAAUCAAGAACAAAAAAGUUUUUAAGUUAGUUGUUCGUAGUUUAGCAAUUAAAAUAUGCAAACGAUGGCAAUUAAUUGGCUUCAGUUUCAUAAAAGAUGCAAGAUGUAGUAAACCAUUUGUUAACAAUUAUUUCCUACACUCAAAACAUAUAGAAAAGCUAGGUUAGUUCAAACUAAACACUUUAUGGAACUACUGAACCUAACGCCAAAGUACAAUAGUUCUAAUUAUAAUAAAAUAGUUUUAUCAACUAACAACCUAAAUCCAUUUAUGUAAGCUUCGAAAAUAGAGAUAUUUUUUAAAGCGCUGCUCAUAGUACAACUGACCAGCACCAUCCUGAAACAUAACCUCAAUCUCCUUCCUUUAAAGCAACUUUAUCUCAAUAAAAUUAAUUAAAUAUGCAUCAAUCAUAAUAAAAUGGAUUUUAAUUUUUAACAUUUAAGGAAAUUAUCAACAAUGAAGAAUAGAAUUAGUAAAAUAACAAAAUUUAAAAUUAAAUGCAGUCAAGUCAAUAAAACUAAUAAAAUAAUAACUUAGUUGUAAGUAAGCAUUUUUACUCUAGCAAUGGAGAUAUUAUUUAAAGAUCUUCAUUUGGAAGCGAAAAUAAUAAAUAAGAAUAAAGUGACUCUCCUUUAUCUACAAAACCACAACUAAUUCCAAAUAAUUAUUCUACAUAUUAAAGUUCCCCAAAACAAGUCUUGCUAACAAUGGAAGAUGAGGAUUCUAGCAAAAAAGGAAAUUAUUACUCUAAUUUGAAUAUGAGUAAUCAAGGUAUUGGUGGAAUUGCAGCUUAACAGUCAUUACAGCUUAAUUAAAAUAUUACACAAAAUAUUCAUUUAUACAAUAAUUAAAUUCCAAGUUAUUAAAAUAACAGUCAAAUUUAAAAUGCAUAAUAAAUAAAUUCAACAAGCUAAGCUACUAACUUGUAAUAAUAUGAUGCAGAAAUCAAAAAGUUAGAGGAUUUAAGAAUAAGCAAUUAAAAGUUAUAAUUAGAUGGAUUAGAAAUAAAUUCUAUGACCUCUCCAACAAAUAAAAUUAUUUAUAGAAGUUAAGAAAAUCCUUUCAGUAAAAUUAACACUCUUGUAAAGAAUUACAAUAAUGAAGCUAUUAAUUUAAGCUCUAACUCUUAAAAUUAUGGGCUAUAAAGUGAAAAUCAAUCAAUAGAUUAUAUAUUUAAUUAAUCAACUACCACCAGCGCUUCUAAUAACAAUACAAGUAACCAUAAUCACAGUCUUUUAUUUAAAAACAAAUAAAAAUAUAAUGACCUUCUGUAAAAAAUUCAAGUUAAUUAAUCAUAAACAGAAAAGCUUUGCACUGAUGUUCUUAGCUCUGGAUAAAAUUUUAAAUUUUCGCAGUAAGAAGAAAAUCAAAAUAAUCCUAAUCCUCAACUAAGUUAAUCGAUUUAAUCAGGUUUCCCUAAAAAAUGA
This is a messenger RNA of Tetrahymena thermophila SB210, 4491 nucleotides long. RefSeq lists its product as hypothetical. NCBI's taxonomy places the organism in Eukaryota, Ciliophora, Oligohymenophorea, Hymenostomatida, Tetrahymenidae. The transcript has a single exon. The record is from RefSeq and is a predicted model, not a curated record.